AUGAAGUGGAAGAGGAUUCUUCCCAUGGCAACAACUCUGGCCAGAGGCUUCGAGCCUGUGCGUGGCACUGGAGCACGUCACCGUGUCGAGCCAUGGCCUGUCUCUGCCCACACUGGGAAGUUCAAUCGAUUGGUUCUCCCUCCUGAGUCUCCAGAUAAGCAGUUUGUGCUGUUUGUGGGGGACUCGCAUCUGCGUUCGUUGGUUGACCGUUACGUGAGGAUGCCAGACGGUUACCUUUCGUUUGGGUUCCUGUCUACGCCUGGGGCGUCUGCCGCUGAGCUCCGCACUGAGUUGCUGAACGCAGACAUCCCCAGAACCCCCGACAUCGUUUGCUUGCUGGCUCCAAGCAACAACCUCACGGCGACGCCCGGCAUCGAAGCGGCUGGAGUUGCCUUCGAUGGACUUCUGAGAGCUGCCCACAGUCGAUGGCAUAAGGUAAAUUGUAUAGUGUAUAGUCCCCGGCUGGCGAGUGAAUUGGCACCGCAACAAUUCCUUCGAGAGGAGUUUCGUCGCGUUGCAGCAAAGAACGAUGUAAAGUACUGCGUCACAGCUGACCGCUUUCCGCUGGACUCGCGUGCCUUGUGGAGUCGUGAUGGGAUCCACCUGAGUGACGAUCUGGGGAUGCCGCUUCUCGCGAAGCUUCUGUGGCACUUCUCCUUUCGGCAGCUACAGUCACCUCUGCCUGUUCCACCUCCGCCUGUGUCUCCUCCCAAGUCACCCCCGACUGUGAGACCCUUUGCUACCACCGUGGUUGUGAAGGGAGAGGUUUCACGUCCACGUCCCCUUGACCCCUUCAAGGAAACUGUCGUCGGACGUCGCGGAAAGCGCAGCCAACCUGAGUCCUGGGAUGCGCCUGAGGACUGGGAUCAGUCUUCCGUGCGGAUCCUUCCUCAUGAGGUUUGUACAUUGGUUUGUGUGCCUCCUCUGGUCCUGAGGGAGUGCUUUGUCGUGCUAAACCCUAUCCGGUUUAGCACUGACAAGUUGGCUGCAAUGGAUCGCAUUGUUCCAUCCAACCUUGACGUCCCCAUGGGGAAUCGCUCAAAGAAACGGAAGGUGGCACAUGGAACCACGGCUGUGGUCUCCAAAGGAAAGAAGGCCCGCCUUGAGGUUGGUAAUUUCUCAUUGAAAUAUGUACUUGUUUUUUGGUUGAAACACAGGAACAACUAUUUUUUGAUUUCGCCUUUAAUACAAGAGAUAGUCCAACAUUCUCUGUGUAGGUAUUGUUUUGCCAAUGAUUUACAAUUAUUUUCCAGGCACUUCAAACUCCAGCAAGGAUUGCCAAACCUUCGAAGCUGGUACCUCCCCCUCGACCUGUGCCAGAAGCUGCUGUACCAGCCACUCUGGAGGGCAGCGUCUUUGUGCCUUCGAACAAGGCCAGACAUGGCAGGUGAAUAG
Messenger RNA from Gadus chalcogrammus (walleye pollock), 1395 nucleotides. RefSeq lists its product as uncharacterized. The coding region runs from base 1 to 1395 and encodes 464 amino acids. Lineage: Eukaryota; Metazoa; Chordata; Actinopteri; Gadiformes; Gadidae. The transcript has 10 exons. The record is from RefSeq and is a predicted model, not a curated record.